AUGCUCGUCGUCCAUGUGCUCGGUGCGCUUGGGCUGGCUGGGACUACGGCCGCUCAAGCACUGCAAAUCGGUGAGCAUCAACCCCAUUGCGGUUCAAUACUUUGGAUCCAACUGACGAGUCACGUGGCCCACGUAUCAAUCCAAAGCAACACCCGUGCUGUACACCUGUCAAGUAAGUAGCACCAAGCUCUGAUCUCACGACCUGGACUAAGUAAGCUCCCGAUGCCUCGAUAGCUGACUGAACACUGGUCGUGCGACGUGCUGCGCAAUCACCAUAUCCAGGCCUCCGCCCUCGCUUACACCUGUGACAGCGGCCCAUGUACCGUCUUCAGUGAGUGACCAUUCCAAUAUCACACCAUAGGUUGUGUUUAGCCGAUUUGCAUUGCCCGAAGAUAGUAUCGCCAACGCCCUGGCACCGGUUCGAGUCAGGGGUCUUUUCUCCCAGAGCCGUGACGUCAUCUCAAGCCCUGUGCAGACAACGAAUGCUAACGAUCCUGUUCGCGACUCGCACAGUCCGUCCCUCUGAUGAUCCUGCAACAAUAUUGCAAAGCUUUGCUAGCCGAGAGACCGGUUCCGGUUCGGUGCGUGUCACGCUCCGAGUCGUCUCGUCCUUGACACCAUGCCGCUCUGACCUGAUCUGGUCCAUCAUCCCUCUCAGGUCACGUAUACUCCCGGGGCCACGGCGGUGAGUCAUCAAUUCUCCAAUGCAUACGUGAUGAUCUGAGCUUGUAUCCAUGUAACUUCUUCAACUUCACGGCGCAGGGUUCGUCGAUCACAGCUUUCAUCUAGUUUGUUCACUCCAUGCAUUCAGUCUUGUGAUACGCUCGUCGCUGACAGAGAGUUUGACCGGUGACUUUAUCCACACCAGCGACUCGACAGGCAACGUUGCCAGCAAUGCUCCCACCCAGGUUUUCUCUGGCUUGACAGGAUGGUACGCUCGUUUUUUUCUCCCAUCGCGACCUGUGCUGACGAGCUACGCCACUCUACUCAAGCGGCAGCGGUAGCAGUGCCGGCGGCAGUGAAAGUGGUGGCAAUGGCGGAACUGGAGGCAAUGAUAGCGGCGGAGUUCGCGGCGGCGGUGAGAGCUGACCCUCCUCCUGAACAGCGUUGGAAUUGAAAAAGCUCAUCUCGCUCCAAUGUGCGCUUCGAUGUUUCUUCAGCAGCCACGGCCAGUGCUUGGCCUUCUGCGGGGCCGAGUUCUACAACGAACAGUGGUCCCUCGCACACGAGCAAUGAUUCCUCUUCUACGUCUGGUCAGUCUUGAAUGAUACACUUGUUACCCACGUCCUAUUCGCCCCCUCACCGAGCCGUCUCCUUCCCCAUGAUAUCAUCAGCAGCCAAGCCAUCCACUUCCGACUCGGGAUCCCCGGCUACCUCAACACCCACGACGUCUAGCACACACCCAGCCGCAGUCACCACCAAGAGUACGACGUGAGUAUAUCGAGCUUUAAACAGUGCCGAGCUUCAAACAGCGCGACACUGUCUAUCAGUCGCUGACACCCUCCACGGUGCCUCUCUUCAUCACUCCUUGCCACAGACCCAUCGACUCCAACAACACGAGUCCGCCCAUUCGGGCUUCGGCAGCCGGACCAAGCCUCAGAAGCACGUGGUGGGUCAGGCCCUCACGUAAGAUAUAUCGUUUCAUCAUAUUCUGAGAAGGAUGUGUACCUGAUUGCAGGCACAGUACCCUCCGCGCCUCCGUCAUCAUCACUACGCUGCUCCUCUUCGUCUCUCACUAA
Microbotryum saponariae is the source of this 1739-nucleotide messenger RNA. The record is from the annotation of a GenBank genome assembly. Lineage: Eukaryota; Fungi; Basidiomycota; Microbotryomycetes; Microbotryales; Microbotryaceae.